ACUCCAACCUUUGUCUUCAGUUUUCUUCAAUCUUGAUCUCUAGGUCUGUGAAAAUGGCGACGAAGAGGAGCGUUGGGGAUCUCAGGGGCGGCGAUCUGAAGGGCAAUCGGGUAUUCGUCAGAGUGGAUCUCAAUGUGCCGCUUGAUGACAGCCUCAACAUCACCGAUGAUACCCGUGUUAGGGCCGCUGUGCCUACUAUCAAGUAUCUUAUGGAGCAUGGCGCCAGAGUCAUCCUCUCCAGUCACUUGGGACGGCCUAAGGGUGUCACCCCAAAGUACAGCUUGAAGCCUCUUGUGCCCAGGCUCUCUGAACUUCUUGGAAUUAAUGUUGAGAUGGCAAAUGAUUGUAUUGGUGAAGAAGUGGAGAAAAAGGUGGCUGCCCUUCCGGAUGGAGGUGUUUUACUUCUUGAGAAUGUGAGAUUUCACAAGGAAGAAGAGAAGAACGACCCAGAGUUUGCCAAGAAGCUAGCAUCAUUUGCUGACCUCUAUGUGAAUGAUGCCUUUGGAUCUGCUCACAGGGCACAUGCUUCAACUGAGGGUGUUGCCAAAUUCUUGAAGCCUGCUGUUGCAGGGUUUCUUAUGCAGAAGGAGCUUGAUUAUCUUGUUGGGGCGGUAGCCAAUCCCAAGAAGCCCUUUGCAGCUAUUGUUGGUGGGGCGAAGGUAUCAACCAAGAUUGGUGUGAUUGAGUCUCUGCUUGAGAAGGUAGAUAUCCUCGUCCUUGGUGGAGGGAUGAUAUUCACAUUCUACAAAGCGCAAGGGCAUCAAGUUGGCUCAUCCCUUGUGGAGGAAGACAAACUUGAUCUUGCAGCGUCACUUAUUGAAAAGGCAAAAGCAAAGGGGGUUUCACUCUUGUUGCCUACUGAUGUGGUUAUUGCUGACAAGUUUGCUGCUGAUGCAAAUAGCAAGAUCGUACCAGCUUCUGCCAUUCCGGAUGGUUGGAUGGGUCUUGACAUUGGCCCUGAUUCCACCAAGACAUUCAAUGAAGCCUUGGACACCACCGAGACCAUCAUCUGGAAUGGACCUAUGGGUGUCUUCGAGUUUGAGAAGUUCGCUGCAGGCACAGAGGCAAUAGCGAAGAAGCUGGCUGAACUUAGUGGCAAGGGUGUUACAACAAUCAUCGGAGGUGGUGACUCUGUUGCGGCCGUAGAGAAGGUUGGCCUUGCUGACAAGAUGAGCCACAUCUCCACCGGAGGUGGUGCGAGCUUAGAACUGUUGGAAGGCAAACCUUUGCCCGGCGUGCUUGCUCUUGACGACGCAUGACUUUUUAUCUGCUCUCGGUUUUGAUAGGGACCUCCUUUGAAGAAAAAGGCUAACAGAAGUUGUAAUUUUGGAGAUGUUCUUAAAUAAGUGAACUCUUUCAGGCACUACCAUGUUGGUUGUGUUUGGAAUCAGGAACUGUUUUAUCUUCUCAGUUGUACUUUGAUGAUUAUAUAA
Molecule: messenger RNA, 1433 nt
Organism: Dioscorea cayenensis subsp. rotundata (Guinea yam)
Lineage: Eukaryota; Viridiplantae; Streptophyta; Magnoliopsida; Dioscoreales; Dioscoreaceae
Product: phosphoglycerate kinase, cytosolic-like
Biological process (GO): gluconeogenesis; glycolytic process
Cellular component (GO): cytosol
Molecular function (GO): ADP binding; ATP binding; phosphoglycerate kinase activity
Source: RefSeq, a predicted model, not a curated record